CGGCCAUCUUUUUCGGUUUCCUGUGGCCUGCCUCGUCCUCUCGCCGGAAAACUCCUUGGUCCAGCCAUUCCAGCCAGCCUGCAGACAUCAUGGCCAAGCCCAGAGUCUUCUUCGACAUCACCGCUAACGGCUCCCCUGUGGGCCGCAUCGUCAUGGAGCUGCGCGCUGACGUGGUUCCCAAGACGGCGGAGAACUUCCGGUUGCUGUGCACUGGAGACAAGGGCUUCGGCUACAAGGGGUCGUCCUUCCACCGCGUCAUCCCGGAGUUCAUGUGCCAGGGCGGCGACUUCACCAACCACAAUGGAACCGGCGGGAAGUCCAUCUACGGCAACAAGUUCGCCGACGAGAACUUCAGCCUGACGCACACCGGGCCGGGCAUCCUGUCCAUGGCCAACGCCGGGCCCAACACCAACGGCUCGCAGUUCUUCAUCUGCACCGCCAAGACCACAUGGCUGGACGGGAAGCACGUGGUGUUCGGCAGCGUGGUGGAGGGAAUGGACGUCGUCAAGAAGAUGGAGUCCUACGGAAGCUCUUCAGGGAAACCCCAGGCCAAGCUCGUCAUCGCCGACUGCGGCCAGCUCUGAGCGCCAUGGCGACCACCCCACACGCCCCCUGCUGACCCUGUAGUCUGGCCCCGUUAGGCUCCGCCCCUCCAUAAAUCAACAUUCCUAUCGAUGGAGAUUCAGCAGAUUUCGUCCUGUUUGUGUUCAGUCGACUGAUGAUGUUGCUGCAUCUGUGACUUUGCCUUCCUGAAGUUUCUUUUGCAUUAACGUUUUUCCACAAAGUCCUGACGGUUUUUUUGUUAAAUCAAAUGAGAUGAAUAAAUAAAAGAUGCCUUGAUAAUUACA
Molecule: messenger RNA, 848 nt
Organism: Poecilia reticulata (guppy)
Lineage: Eukaryota; Metazoa; Chordata; Actinopteri; Cyprinodontiformes; Poeciliidae
Gene: ppiaa
Product: peptidylprolyl isomerase Aa (cyclophilin A)
Biological process (GO): protein folding; protein peptidyl-prolyl isomerization
Cellular component (GO): cytoplasm
Molecular function (GO): peptidyl-prolyl cis-trans isomerase activity; cyclosporin A binding
Source: RefSeq, a predicted model, not a curated record